UCCCGCAACCGCAGCAAUUCUGAAUCCAACACACCGGCGCACAAUGCGUAUGCCGAAAAAGAGCGUCGCGAACAUUGUGCGCGUCACUGGAGUGAGAAAGCGGAAGGUAGAGAAGCUCCUCAUCGAAGAGGAGGAGGAGGAGGAGGAGGAGGAGGAGGAGGAGGAGAAGUGCCCCCUCCGUCUAGAGGCGACGACCCCGGAGCGCUGGAGGCGAUUGGCGUCGGCUGGCCAAGUGCCCACCGUCGCCCGCGUGAACAGCUAGCGCGGCCUCUCCCCCCGAGGGAUGCGGGUCCACACGACGCACCGCACAAGGCGAGCCAGAAGAGGAGAAGCGACCACAGAGGACCAGCAAGACUGCAUGUCCGCUGACUCUCGGAGGUCCAGCGCGGAGUUCUUUGGGCCGGCGCCGGACCUGCCUCCCCACACUCUCCGGCGGCCUCUCUUGGAAGGGAUCUGUUUGGAUCAGCGCUCGACAGCCUCGGUGCGCAAUCCCCGUCCUCGGAUGUCUUGCUGGCCUUCGGAACAGCUGAGGACUGCCACGUGCGGCGGCCGCGCGCCUGGCGCCAGGGGCGCCCAGGGCGGCCUGGGGAAGCGGCAGGCCCGGCGCUGUGGCCUGGGCUGGCUCCCCCUGGCAGCCGUGCGGGACCCUCGCCAUCGCUCGGACGUCCAUUCCCCGUGC
This is a messenger RNA of Prorocentrum cordatum, 679 nucleotides long. NCBI's taxonomy places the organism in Eukaryota, Dinophyceae, Prorocentrales, Prorocentraceae. The record is from the annotation of a GenBank genome assembly.